UACUUUUUGAUCUUUCUUCUGCUUCUUUCUUCUCUCUCCUCCUCUUCUUUCUCUACUUUUACAAAUCAAUUCAAACCCUUCCACCCCCACAAAAAGCUUCCAUUUCUGUCUCUCAUUUUAUUUUAUUUUAUUUUAUUUUAUUUUUCACACACCCAUCUCAUUCUCCCCUUUUGUUUCCUCUUGUUGCCUUCUCCCCAUCUCUCCCGUACCUUCUCCGCCUCUGCAUCUCUGUCCCUCUGUGUAAACAUGAGCAGCGGCGGUUCUAGGGUUUCAAUCCCCAACAGUGUGCGCAAGACAAUCCAGAACAUCAAAGAGAUCGCCGGGAACCACAGCGACGAGGAGAUAUAUGCAAUGCUCAAGGAGUGCUCCAUGGAUCCUAAUGAAACCGCACAGAAGCUCUUGCUUCAAGAUACAUUUCAUGAAGUCAGAAGGAAACGUGACAAGAGAAAAGAGAACAUGAACAGAGAGCCUGCUGAUUCUAGAUGGAGACCAGGCACGCAGGGGCGAGGGGGUAGGGGUGGUCGGGGGAAUUAUUCUCCUCGUUACAUCUCACAUGAUGCUGGUGGUGGGAGGAACACUGUUGCUGGGAAGGAAAAUGGAGUUAAUCAAGUUGCAGAGAGAGGUGUAGCUGUUACACCCUCUUCCCUGACACCCCCUCAGGAUACAGAAAACAAAAUAGUAACUCCUGGAUCAAGCUCUGUGGAUGUCCUGGCAAAUGGUCCUACCAGUGUAACUGCUGUGGGUCCCAGUCAUGGYCAUACCUCCAAAGUGCCUCCAGGCAGCGGAAUCAACUCACCUGAAGAAAGUUCAGUAAUUGAUGCUAAUAAGUUAGUUAGUACACCACCACCACCACCACAUGGUGAUUCAAAAAGCACCCCUUCAUCUGUUACUGGAGUUACAUGUGCGCAGCCUGCACCAACUCCUGACCUGUCUCUAGCAUCUGUUUCAGGGGUAUAUUCAUCUUCUUCGGAUCCUGUACUGGUUCCAUCCUUCGAUUCACGUCCUCCUGGUGCAGUGGGUACAAUUAAACGUGAAAUAGGGAGUCAACGAACGGUAGUUGAACAGAAUGCUAAAAUUUCUUCUGAGAGCAAAUCAACUGCGUCUCAGGACUUUGGUAAUCAUCUUCAGAUAAACAAACAUGUAUCUCAUGAUCCAACUGAGUCUGAGUUGUGUUCAUCCACGAGUGAAAAAACUUCUGGAAUUGGAAACCCCAUUCCAGGGAAGAUGCCAAACAGACCCCAAGGAAUUGAGAAAAAUCAGCCUUCUGAAUCAUCCCAACCUUCUUCAUCUACGCAUGGUGGCUCUUCGGCUAGUAGGCCUUCUUCUAACUAUAGUAACCGCUCACAACAACUUACUGGUCCUCAAAAAGGCAUGCUAUUAAACAAUGAGAUCAUGCAAUUCUUGGAUUCACCACCUUGCAGAGGAUACAUUAUAGAAAUACUACAAGACAAAAUUAGGCAUGGGUUCUCUCCUUAUCUAAUGGGCCCCAGUAAAGAGUGGAAACCAAAGCCAAUAAAUCCUGCUCAAGCUUCUGGAGCUGUUGGGACAAGUGAGGUUCCAUCUAUCACAGUUGAAGCGAGUUCUCAGCCAUUACCUGCAUUGGGUGCCUCUGCCUCAGAAGCUGAAAAUUCAAAGUUGGAGAAGAAAAUAGGAGAGUUGCAUCUGUCUGAUGGUCAGCAUGUUAUCAUUCCACAACAUCUACAAGUCCCUGAAGCUGAAAGAUGUGGAUUGAGUUUUGGAAGCUUUGAUGCUGGUUUUAGUCUGACCACAAGCUAUCCCAAUGGCCCUGAAAGUGACAAAAGCUCUAUACCUCCAUCUGAAUCUUCCCAAGGGAUUGAAGAAACAGCCGAGGAGCCUUCGUCAAGCAAUCAGAAUGCAUCUUCAACUGUUCAUGAAGAAGAAUAUCUUGACAAUUCACAAUCACCAACACACAGGCGAGAAAAUCUAUCUUCUGGGGAAGCUGAUGUAUCAUCCACUACAGUCCCAGAAUAUGAUCAGUCCAAGCCAGAGACAACUUUGCCAUCUGGAGGUCCUCAAUACUCAGUUGUUCACACCGCCCCAGCCUAUAGCUUUGGGUUCAUGCCUUCAGUGCUAGGGAACCAGCUUGCACCAUUUGAAAGCUCUGAGCCUCAGGUUCAGCAGCCAUUUGAUCCAUCUACAAGCUAUUAUACCCAAUUUUACCGCCCUGGCACAGAUGGAGAUGGCCGAUUCUCUCCCUUUCUUGCACCUGGAGCUGCGACCAAGUACAAUGGGAACAUUGCAGUGUUAUCCCCACAGACUGGCCAGUCUCCUCAAGAGAGUGGGAACUCCCUUGUACUGUCUACAACAGGUCCAACCCCACUUGUCACACAAACUGCAGGAGUUAUGCAGAGCUCUAUAGCAGUGACUCAGCAACCAGUUCCUGUUUUCCGGCAGCCUGCUGGGAUACAUAUACCCCAUUUCCCACCUAAUUACCUGCCAUACAGCCAGUAUUUCUCCCCAUUCUAUGUACCGCCCCCUAUUCACCAUUUUUUAAGCAACACUGCCUUCCCGCAGCAACCUCCAGCUGGUAAUGUAUAUUCAACUCCUGCAGCAGCAGCAGCAGCUGCUGCCACAGGCGUCAAAUACUCCCUUUCACAAUACAAGCCUGGAGCUAAUGCAGGCAACUCAGCUCACAUUGGAAUGCCGACUGGUUAUGGACCAUACAGCUCCUCCCCAGCUAGCUACAGUCCCAGUCCAGCUGCAACUACUGGAAACUCGACUGGGAAUGAGGACCUUGCUGCUUCUCAAUUCAAGGAAAAUAAUGUUUACAUCACUGGGCAGCAGAGUGAAGGCUCGACUGUCUGGAUUCCUGCACCAGGUAGAGACAUUUCCAGCUUGCAGCCCAGCUCUUUCUACAACCUUCCCCAGGGGCAGCAUGUGACGUUUGCUCCGACACAGGGAGGCCAUGGUGCUUUUGCUGGACCUGGAAUCUAUCAUCCUGCCCAAACGGUGGCUGCUGCAACUGUUCACCCACUACUGCAGCAAUCUCAGACAAUGGCUGGAGCAGUUGAGAUGGUGGGACCCCCUGCUGGAGUUUUUCAGCAACCUCAACGAGCACAGAUCAACUGGACCAAUAAUUACUGAAAUUAGAUAAAUCCUUGUUGGCCGCUGAUAAACCAUAACAUAUCAACCUCGGAAUUUUUUUUGAGAGACGGUUCUGGAGGGAGACGCCAGGGAGAAAUAUAGGACUCGGCCUGUUCUGAGUGUACAUACACAUAUAAAGGGUUGCUGGGAAUUUUGUGGAAAGUAUCCUAGAUUGCUGGGCUGGGGACGGUUGGUGUUAUUUCACCUGUCAUUGAUAUUGACCAUUUUAAGUUGGUUUUGGGAGGCAUAUGCAGGUUGUUUCUCUGCUGCCGGCUAGUUUUUUUUUUUUUUUUCCCUUGUUUUUGUCCUUUGGUAUUUCUUUUUAACUUUUAUUUUUCCUAAGUUACUGUGGGUGGUAAAAGGUUUUUCAUUUAGUCUUCUUUCUCCUUCUCUUUGAGGUCUCUUAGGACUUUUGGAAGGUAAGAUGUAAGUGGGUGGGAUUUUCCAUUUCUUUUUUAAUCGUUCCACUGUCUUACCUGUAAAGUAAAUUUUGAUAGCAAGGAACGAUGUACUACACUGUUGUAAUUUUUUUGGCUAAGAACACACUGUUGUAAUUGGUAUUAAGAGAAAGUAGCAUUUCAUUUGUUCCAACUUA
Nelumbo nucifera (sacred lotus) is the source of this 3700-nucleotide messenger RNA. Its product is annotated as GBF-interacting protein 1-like. NCBI's taxonomy places the organism in Eukaryota, Viridiplantae, Streptophyta, Magnoliopsida, Proteales, Nelumbonaceae. The record is from RefSeq and is a predicted model, not a curated record.